Molecule: messenger RNA, 823 nt
Organism: Aethina tumida (small hive beetle)
Lineage: Eukaryota; Metazoa; Arthropoda; Insecta; Coleoptera; Nitidulidae
Exons: 4
Coding region: 123-575 (150 amino acids)
Source: RefSeq, a predicted model, not a curated record
CAGUCAGUCAGUCAGCCAGUCGGGACUGCAAGGUACCACUAUCCAUAGAGUGUAAUCGUUCAUCGCGUAUUCAGUGUUGGUUCGCCGGUACUUACUAUACAGUUCGAUAAACCCGCAUCACCAUGAGCAAGAUUCUGGUCUAUAUUUUGGAUAGAAUUGUUUGGAUGCUUGUAAUUCUCGUAAUUACAACACAGGCUCUACAAAUGGCCGGAAUUGUGGAAUCCCCGAAAAGUUUAGGAGAAAUCUCUUACUCUGACAACAACAAUUAUAAUUAUCAGUUGGCUGUCGGAAAUACUGAUCUGAGAGGAAAACGUCAAACGGAAGAAAGAUCGAAAUUUAUCGACAGUCUAUUCAAUUUGCCAAUUCAGACUUUGAAUGCCUUAAACACAUUGGUGCAAAACUCGAGACCAGCCUUUCAGAAAUUUAGGGACUACAUGCAAAGCAAAUCUGGCAAAAGCACGACAACAACAAAAGCACCGGAAAUCCGAGUCGAGAGCAAUGUUAACACGUUGAGGAAAAGAUCGCCGGUUUAUAUUAGACCAGUUGGAGAAGAGAGAGAAGCUGUUCAAUCUUAAUUAUACGAAUUAGUACUGUGUACUUGCAUAAACAUAACUGUACCUGUGAAAUUUUACUUUUCGAUCAAUCAUUCAUCAAUCAUUGUUUCCAUUUUACGGCUGAUCUUUGAUGUUGUUUUAUUUGAAAAAAAUGUAUAUUUUGUAUAUAUUCCGUGAUCAAUGCAAUUGUUCUUUUAUUAGUUUUGUAGGAAUAUUAAGACUGUAUAUUGUAGAAUUAAGGGAAAUGUUAUUUAAAAUCAUAAGACUUG